UCAAUGUUUGUGUUUAGAUAAAGAGGCCAUGAAACAAAAAUCUCAAAUUCUAAAUGUUCUUGGGUUUACAUAUCGGGAGAGGUAUGAACUGGACCUCGCUGAGGCAUACAUGAGCAUGUGUGUGGAAGUAACGAAACAAGCGUACGGCGACAUACACGAAGAAGUUGUUGAAAGACUUUGUAACUAUGGUAUCAUUCUACAUGAUCUCUGGCAAAAUGAACGCGCUAUUCAAGUAUUAAAGGAGGCUCGAAGAAUGGCCGAGUCACUGGGUAGUGAUCUGCCGAUCUGUGCUCAGGUUUAUAAUUACACUGCUAAAGUAUUUCUAAGAUGGUUCCUUGGCUUAAUCUACACCGAAGGAAUGACAGAAAAAGCCAUUAAUUAUUUAAACAAGUCAAAAAACCUUCACGAAAAAGCCCUGCAAAUUUAUGAAAAUCUUCAAGGCAAGGAGCAUAAGUUUUAUGCUGGGACAUUGAUGACGUACAGCAUGGUACUUCGCCAUCAGGGGGAAAUUGAAACUGCGUUUCAGCACUGUGAAGAAGCCGUGAGCAUUUACCGUUCGUCAGGCCACAUUGCCUGGCCCCGUGCUCUUACUUGGCUGGCAGAUAUUUGCUUUGCUAGAAAAGAGUUCGAUGUUGCAAAACGUUAUCUUGAACAGGCCAUAAAAGGUGAUAAUGAGUUUGGAACCACUAUUAUAAGCCCUGGAGCCUUCCAUCCUCAAGCCCUGCUGGCCGAAGCACUUCUGAAAACUGGUCCUAAAGAAAAUGGAAUACGAAUAUUAAAGGAAUGCAUAGAUGAGUGGAAGAAAAAAGGCAUGCACCCUCAGCAUUACUGGAUAGUAAGGGCUCAAUCUGCCAUUAGUGAUUAUGAGAACCGCGCUUAGUGCAUCCCAUGUGAAGGAGUGUUAGUCCUUGACCGAACUUAAUGCAUCCCAUGUGAAGGAGUGUUAGACAGUGACCGCGCUAAGUGCAUCCUAUGUGAAGGAGUGUUAGACAGUGACCGCGCUAAGUGCAUCCUAUG
Molecule: messenger RNA, 1017 nt
Organism: Actinia tenebrosa (Australian red waratah sea anemone)
Lineage: Eukaryota; Metazoa; Cnidaria; Anthozoa; Actiniaria; Actiniidae
Biological process (GO): signal transduction
Molecular function (GO): ATP hydrolysis activity; protein binding
Source: RefSeq, a predicted model, not a curated record